CCCGCUUGAACCCUUAAAAAGGGAUCGCUCUUCAGAGUUCAGUCUCUUCUCUUCACUUCCCCUUUCCGUACAUACAAAACGUACACGCUUCUUAAUGGAGUUCACUUGCCCAGAAAACAAACCGGCCGGUCAAGGAAAGGCAAUCGAAGAGCUCCAACAAGGUUUCGAGCUCGCAAAACAACUUCAGAGUCUCAUUACUAGAUCUUCACCAGGAGACAAGGAGAAGUCUAUAUACUCAUCAUCUGAUGAUCUACUUAAGAGGAUAUCGAAUUCCUUCAGUUAUGCUAUUUCGUUAUUAAUCGAUAAUGUUGAGCUCAGUGAAGUUAAUCAGUCUCCGGCGAGUAUGGCUGGCCGGAAGUCGGAGGAUUCCGAGGAGAGUAGCAAGAGUACUACUACGAUGGUAAAAGGUCGAAGAGGAUGCUACAAGAGAAGUUGCAGAAAAACGGAAGAAGAAGCAUGGACAACAGAAACCCUAAAUUGGGUGGAGGAUGGACAUGCGUGGAGAAAGUAUGGCCAGAAAGUGAUCCUCAAUUGCAAAUACCCAAGGAACUACUACAGGUGCACAAACAAGUCAGAUGGUUGCCCAGCAACGAAACAUGUGCAACAAAUCAGAGAUGAUCCCCCAACAUACCGUACAACACAUUAUGGCAACCAUACAUGCCAAGAUUUGCUUAACCAAUCUCAAAUGUUGUUGGAAGAUAAUUAUGAUUAUGCUGCCGACUCUUCUUUUCUUAUCAGCUUUGAUAACAGCAGUAACCUCAAGAACAAACAACAAGAUCAUAACACCAUCUUUAAUCCCUUUCUCUCCUCAUUUUCCUCCUCCUCGCUUUCAGUAAAGCACCUGGAGAACAACGUUGACCAUAAUUGUCCUGUGGCACAAUGUGGUUUGACCCAAAUCCAACCCUCAUUGUCCGAUCAUCUCUUCUCUCCUGAAGAAUGGACUGCCUUUCAAUCAUUUUUUCAUCCUGAUCAAACGGAUGCCAUUUCUCGCACUGCCGGAACUCAUCGCAACUUUGACAUGGGAUGCAUUGAUCGCUUUGAGGAUGAUUUGCUUAAACAAUACGGGUUCGAGUAAUUUUGAUGCAGAUUUAUAAUCAAAUAUCUUAGAGUUUAUGAGAGCUGCCUUGUCUGUUUUUUCUUUGCGGGUUAUGUAUUUCAUGUUCUUGUAUAUUCAUAUUGGAUGCAUGAGUGUUUCAAAUAUUCAGCGAGUUUGAGAGAUCAAGACGGUAUUGUGAAGAAAAAAAAAAAUAGUGUGUUUUUUCUUCUCAAGCAAUUUAUAUACCUAUAAUUUUCAUGACAAGGAAACAAUGUUGAUCGGUGGAAUUGAUCAACAUUUCUACAAUUGUUGUUACUGUAAACAAGUCCUAUAAUUAUUCUAUUACUGUUAUCUAUGUUCACCACUUGUA
Messenger RNA from Tripterygium wilfordii, 1406 nucleotides. RefSeq names its product probable WRKY transcription factor 70. Bases 95 to 1075 code for a protein of 326 amino acids. The record is from RefSeq and is a predicted model, not a curated record. Gene Ontology annotation, molecular function: DNA-binding transcription factor activity; sequence-specific DNA binding. The transcript has 3 exons. NCBI's taxonomy places the organism in Eukaryota, Viridiplantae, Streptophyta, Magnoliopsida, Celastrales, Celastraceae. Gene Ontology annotation, biological process: regulation of DNA-templated transcription.